AUGGAAAUAUUACUGGAACAAGAGUUGGGACGCCUCAAAGAAGACUGGCUAAAGCAAAGGGCCGCCUCCAACCCACCACGUGGCACACUCAACAACGUGAGUACUAUGCAGGUUGACAGAAGCAACCACAGUCCCAAGGAAGAGAGUGGGCGAGGGGACAUGAUACAGCAAAUGCAAGACAUGAUUGCUAAAACUAAUAAAAAAUUGGACCACAUGUCUCAGGAAAUAGAGACCUUGGAAGAAGGACUUAGACAACCUCAAGGCCCAAGUAAAGAACAGAGAAGACCCAAUGCCAAGCCCACGACAGAACACAUUACUAUACGACUCCAAGGCACAAUGGAGAAAGACCAGUGGCAAACAGAAGACAUGCAAGAGACAGACACAGACCCGGCACCACAAGAGACAGACACAGACCUGGCGCCACAUAAUAUCUCAAUGCACAGCAGCAGUCUGAGUCCAGAAGGAAUGAAACUAAGAAAUGGGAGAGUCAUAAAAGUGCUCAAAAUGGCUGAAGAGGAGAUUGACGACAGUGUGGGGUCCAGCAUAUGCCCUACAAUAACAAAGACCAGUGGCAGAAGACAAUAUGAACCUUGGCCAUUUAUGGACAUGAUAGGCCUGGCAGAACGCCUACCAAUACUCACAGAUGGUGCUGAUAAAUGGAUACUGGCCCUGGAAGAGACUACAGCCGGCAUACAGCUGGCGGUAGGGGACAUCAAAGCCAUCCUCAUGUACGUGGCAGGAAAACAGAACACCAAAGAGAUAUUUGCAGACGCUGGACUGAGUGCAGCCUUUGGAACCAACAUCAAUGAUGGAGUGGAAUUUGGAGGCUAUCGGUCUCGUGUGUGGGAACAACUAAGAAAACACUACCCAGCGAAAAGAGACCCAUCCAAACUGGAAGGAGAAACCAUGGGGGAGGAUGAGUGUCCCUCGAAAUCCCUGCACAAUUUCCAAAAGAGAUGGAAGGAGGAGACGGGAGAGGCAUGGAACGCCAACAAGACCACUCAGAGCCUCUUUAAAAUGAUGGUAAAAAAGGCCAUGCCUGAAGAGGUACAGCGGCGCCUAGAGGGUGUGGUAGGACUAAUAAAGAUGGAAUGGCCAUUGUUUACAGAGCACAUCGUUCAUCAUGUGGAGCUCUAUAAGAAAGACAAAAGGAAAAAGGAGGAAGAUGAUAAACAAUUGGCUACCAAAUUAACUCAGCUACAACUAGGGGAGUUGAGCAAACUGGUGAAAAAAGAGAAAGAAAAGGCCAAGGUUCAAGCCCCCAUGGUGAUGGCAACCCAAGCGGCCCCGCAGAACGGCCAGCCUCCAGCUCCUCCACAGCCAACCCUGACUGACUCUAACGCAACAGGUAAAGACACAGCUGUCAACGCCACACACCACCACCACUAUUAUCAGACACAGGCACCGAGAGGUAGUGGCGCUCAGCGACCCCCCAGAGGGCGGGGCCGAGGAGGAAACCGUGGAUGGAGAGGGGGUAGAAACUACACACCAGGCAACCAGCAGGGCUAUCAGGAACAAUUCAAUCAGCAAUCAGGACCACCUCACAUGGGUGCAACAUACCCAGGAGCCAAUCAGGCUCCGUCCGAUGGUCUCUGUUGGGGGUGUGGACAGCCAGGCCACAUACGAGCUCAAUGCCCUAGCAACCCAUGGGAAGGACCAGCACAGAACUGGCCUAACAUGGAACAGCCACGUCCUUGGUAGGGAUGCCCAGAGGAGCCUGAGGGGGAACUGAUGUUACCAGCUAUAUCAUUACAAUCACAUGAUGAACCAAUCAUACCUGUUGUCAUCCAGGACCGUGAAUAUCCUUUCAUGGUGGACACUGGUGCUACAUAUUCAUGCAUUGGAAAAGAAGGCUCAAGGAUCCCCCUGUCCGCAUCAUCGAUAAAAACUAUAGGCUUCUCUGGGAAAUCACAAGUCAUACCAUUAACAGAGCCCGUUCCAAUGCUCAUUGCAGGCAAGGUCAUUUGUGCUCCUUUGCUAUAUUCAGCCUUCACCCCAGUAAAUUUGUUGGGAAGAGACAUUUUAUGUCCUUUAAAGGCUAAGAUUAUGUGCACCCAAGAUGGACUGUAUUUGGAUUUCCCUGAUGAUCCCCCGCAGAACAUGAUGUCCCAGCUUCCCCAGACUACACCAGAAAAACAACAAGCCCUAGUCUAUUGGCUUCAGUUGUCAACUGAAGAGUCACAUCUCAAACAGAAAUGGGCUGAAUGGGAAACAUGGGUUCGCAUGCAUUAUGACAUAGCACACACCCCCACUCUGCCGCUGCACUGCACGCUCAUGUAUGACAAAGAUCAGACUCACGUAGAUUACCAAGAAUGCUGGGAUACUGUAAUCAACAAAAAACCAUGUCUGGUCACAAGUGAGGACAUAUUUUUGGGGCCGGAGGGUGUAGCGGCAGCUAUUCAUCUUCCGGAAGAAUUAUCAGGAUGGUUUCAGGUACCAAACUCCACACCACAUAUAACAUUGUUGGUGGCAGGAAAUUGUGAGUCUCAUCAUCUUGGUCCUAUGGUCAGGCGUGCUCUGCAGGUGCAAGAGUGGACACCCACACAAAACAAAUACAUUCACAUUUCUAAAGAUAAGCAGUUCAUCAGGAUCUCACUUAAAGUAGGUGAUGAGGCAGUAGCACACAAGGUAGCGGUAAAUGUCACCACACCCACACAAAUGGCAAUUGCAGCAGAACAUGAAGAAAUGUUAAAUCAAGUUCCUUUUCAAUUGUGGACGGCCCACAAGACAGAUGUAGGUUUAAUAAAAUCAGCUCAACCAGUUCACAUUAAGUUAAAACCACAUGUUAACUUACCAUACCAAAAAUAAUAUCCUCUCAAGCAGCAUGCCAUUGAUGGUAUCAGACCAACAAUUAAGGGGUUGGUAGAAGCAGGGGUGUUGGUUGAGACUAGAAGUCCUUGCAAUACGCCUAACUUCCCCAUAAGGAAACCAAAUUCAACAGACUAGUCUGAAUGUAUCAAGCACUGUGUUACAGUAUGUAGAUGAUUUGCUCAUUUGCAGUGCGACCAAAGAGCAAUGUGAAAAAGACUCCAUUGCUGUACUCACGGCCUUGGCAGAAGGAGGACACAAGGUCAGCAAAAACAAACUGCAAUUCUGCCAGCAGUCAGUAGAGUACUUGGGGAGACAAUUAUCUGGGGACAAAAGGCUUAUUGCACCCUCACAGCUGGAAGCAGUAAUCCAGGCCCCUCAACCGUAAACGGUUGGCCAGAUGCUGUCUUUUCUGGGUAUGACAGGUUACAGCAGACCUUGGAUUUGUGACUAUGCUAUAAAAACUGCUCCCCUCAGGACUCUGAUUAGAGCAGCAGGACAAACAAACAAUGCAGCACAGUUGCAGUGGACAGAGGAGGCGGAGGCAGCGUUCCAAGCCCUAAAGAGUGACAUGCAAUCUGCUCCCGUGUUGGGAACACCUAACUAUGCUAAACCUUUUCACCUCUAUGUUGCAGAAAAAUCUGGGUUUGCUUGUGCUGUCCUGAUGCAAGACACGCCCACAGGGCAGUGUUCCAGCAGGUGAAAGGGGCCACAGCAGACAGAGGGGUCGACAUCCCGGCAGACCUCCAGAGAAUUGUUCCUGGAGAAUUGGUGUACGUUAAGGUGUUCAAAAGAAAGUGGGACCAGCCACGAAGGGAAGGUCCAUACAAGGUGAUACUUGCCACACCAACUGCCUUGAAAGUUGAAGGUAAGGAUGUUUGGUUCCAUCUUAACCACUGCUGCAGAGCUAACCCACAAGGCCCAGCAAGACCCAUACCCUGGCCUAGAACCAGGCAGAGAGCAGCCUCUUCAGAAAGUGAUCAACCAGAAGGGGAUGGCGACGCCUCCCCACAGGAACAGGGGACAAGGAGGUCAGCACGCGUUGCACGAAGACGCAGGGCAGAGGCAACCCAGGGUGAUGGCAGCAGUCCAGCCCAGAGUGAGAGCAGCGGGUCACUACAGGAGAGGGUAUCAACAGUGGCAGAGAGCUCAUCAGAGAGGAGCUCCUCAACCGCCAGGACUGGCAGCCAAUCUCAAUCACAUGAGUCACCAUCUGCUAGAGAUAGGGAAGAUCAUGAGAGGACAAGUGCAGAGAGAGAGGUGGCUGCAGAGGCAGAAGGACAGGAGGGAGAGGGAACAGAGGCAGAGAGAGAAGAAGGAGAAGAAAGCCUCAGCUCAGAAUCAGGCGAAAGUAGAGCAGCAGACACAGGUUCAGACUCAGGUUCAGACUCGGGCUCCAACUCAAACUCAAGAGACACAGACACAAGGGGAUCAGAUCCAGGAGAAGGAACAGCCCCCCGGUAAGCGGGAGGGCUUGAAUAGCAGAAAAGGAGGAGCUAAUGUGGGAGUGAUAGGUGUAGUGCUACUAACCCUAUUGCUCAUCCUAAGAGUGAGGCAGAGUGCAGGAGUAGAACUGGGCAAUCAACAUCAGAUGCAGAUGAGUGAGUGCUUGGUGGCCUUAGGAACCAUAGCUGCGAAACAAGGACAGAUACCACAUAGGGAGAUGAUACAACUAACCUACUACAAAUCACAUGCUUAUGACGACAUCUUGGUGGAGGGUCCAGGAAAUAUCAGGUUGCAUGGUCAAGCUGUAAGUUCACACUGCACUGCAGAGGGAAGGGUGACAGCAGGAGUUGUGUGUGACACGAGAGGCUGCACUGAUACAGACACAGGACACAGUGUAUCCACUAAAAUAGCUCACCAGUGGCUUCAAUUGAAACCACCAUCCCAGAGAAAGCCAAGAGAUGUGGUGAUGCAGAGGGUAGAACUAAUUAGAACCACCACUUGGAAGUAUAACCUUUUUUACCAAUGGCUAGAAUACUCCGCCAAACCUGUAUAGCAUAAUAAUAUAUAGUAUAAUAUUACGUGUAUAGCAUGCCAUAGAAGGAAGGGUCUACCAGGGGUCAGACCACUCCCAAACAUAGAUAAAUGCUGGGAACAUAAGACGUGCUUUACUGCCUGUGUUAUGUGGAUGGCAGCGGGACGAACAAGGUGGUCCAACACGACUGCAAUCUGUCCUGGAACCUUUAACAAUGCCACUGAUCAGUUCCAGCAGGAAUUCCACAUGCCCCCAGUAGUAAAUUUGGCACCGGAUCUUGUAUUCCCAUUUUGUGUAGCACGGGGAAAUGAUAUAGAACAGUGGUUGAAUAAUGCCACCGCUACUAAUUCUUCCCAGGAAGCAGAAAGGUUGAUCCAAUGUAGGUAUGAGGAGAUUAUAGGAAAUGUAACCUCGUCAGCGGGUACGACACAGCUUACAGGGGUACAGAAGGUGUGCAACACGACCCUUGAAGCUAAAAUUCAGUGUCACCAGGUGGUAAAUGGUGGGAAUGAUUCGUAUGUGAUGGGACGUCAUUAUAAUGAUACCACUUGGAUUUUAACAU
Messenger RNA from Epinephelus fuscoguttatus (brown-marbled grouper), 5348 nucleotides. RefSeq lists its product as uncharacterized. Bases 1 to 1701 code for a protein of 566 amino acids. Gene Ontology annotation, molecular function: nucleic acid binding; zinc ion binding. NCBI's taxonomy places the organism in Eukaryota, Metazoa, Chordata, Actinopteri, Perciformes, Serranidae. The record is from RefSeq and is a predicted model, not a curated record. The transcript has 2 exons.